AUGCCUGUCUUCUCUUCAAUCUUAAAUCCCCUUUCGUUUUUCCUGUUUUCUCUCUUUUGGCAAUUGUUGGUUGAUAUAAUCAACAUUUUGAACCAACCCCAUUCGAUCUUUUUGAUAUCCCAUAGUGCUAAAACUGAGGUGAUUAAAGAGUGACGUAAAAUCAUAGAGAUCAAAAUUUUUUUGAGAAAUGAUGCGCAAGUGCAGUAGUUCUCAGGGAGACAUGGUAUUGGGCCCUUGUUCAUGUGGUCUGUUUCAUGGCGAAAACAACUCAUUCUCUAUGCUAUUUUCCAUGCCAAACCACAAAUCAUUUGAUGAAACAGACAUGUACCGUUUCACGUCCUCUUCAUCAUCUUCUGUUGACUGCACUCUCUCGUUGGGAACUCCAUCCACACGCCUUUGUGUAAACGACAGUGACAAGCGUUUGCGCCAUGGCCGCAGCUCGGGUAAUUCUUGCGUGUCUAACUUUUGCUUGGACUUGUUACAGAACAAGAACAUGCCAUAUCCACUGCAAAGCGCAAAAGAUAGCCGUGGAAGCAAUGGAAAUAGCAGUAGUAACAGCUCGGGGAAAGGCAAUGAUCCUCUCUUAGCUCGCCGAUGUGCUAACUGUGACACCACUUCUACACCGCUUUGGAGGAAUGGUCCAAGAGGCCCAAAGUCACUUUGCAAUGCCUGUGGAAUUCGAUUCAGAAAAGAAGAAAGAAGAGCAACAAAUGCAAUCAAGUCAUCAGGUGCAACAGGUUCAAUGUUGGAGCAAUUACAACAUCUUGGCUAUCAUCACCACCAGAACAAGAACAAUUCACGGGUUCAUCACUCGCAAAGCCUGAAAAUUCCAUGUUUCUCACCUGUCAAUGGAUUCAGGUUCAUUGAAGAUACUGAUCGAGAUUCUGCUACUGGCAUUUCCUUCCUUUCUUGGAGACUCAAUGUCCAUGACCUUACAAGAUAAGAAGAAAAUAGAAGGAAAAAAAAGGAAGAAGAAGAAGAAACAGAAAAGAAACCCCACCCCUCAUUGACGGUCAAGAUCAUGCAGCAAUGACUGAAACGUUUCACGAUGACGAUGCUGUGGAUGCUUAAAUGGUAGUAGGUCGUAUCUUCAUUUUUCUUUUGCAAGUGAUUCACUUUCACUUUAGGAGAUUUGAGAGAGUUCAAUUAAUUUCAGCACUGUUUUUUUUCACUGAUUUCCC
This is a messenger RNA of Gossypium arboreum, 1181 nucleotides long. Its product is annotated as GATA transcription factor 18-like. The transcript has 2 exons. Gene Ontology annotation, molecular function: DNA-binding transcription factor activity; sequence-specific DNA binding; zinc ion binding. The record is from RefSeq and is a predicted model, not a curated record. The coding region runs from base 188 to 943 and encodes 251 amino acids. NCBI's taxonomy places the organism in Eukaryota, Viridiplantae, Streptophyta, Magnoliopsida, Malvales, Malvaceae. Gene Ontology annotation, biological process: regulation of DNA-templated transcription; flower development.